This is a messenger RNA of Calidris pugnax (ruff), 2158 nucleotides long. RefSeq lists its product as uncharacterized. Lineage: Eukaryota; Metazoa; Chordata; Aves; Charadriiformes; Scolopacidae. The record is from RefSeq and is a predicted model, not a curated record. Gene Ontology annotation, biological process: regulation of toll-like receptor signaling pathway.
AGGCCUCUCCGCUCGCGGCCUCCCCGCGGCUCCCGGCCGCCGCUGCGCGGUCAAAUUUGGCUUCUUUACGUUUCAAAAAAAAAAAUCCUUGUGGCGUUCCCCGGUCCGCCAGCGCCCCUCAGCUGCGGAACGGCGCCGCGGGGAGCGCGCUGAGGCCGGUGCGGGUGGUUGCGGAGCCGGGAGGUGGCGGCGGAGAGACGCGGGUUUGGGGCUGAAGGGCGUGAGGGAGGCGGCACCGAAGAGCUGGCACAGCGCGGCCGGGUAACCGGGGAGAGCGUUGUGCAAGAAGCCUGGAGGAGCUGGAGGAGUGUUGAGGCUCAGCCUCUGUGAGAAGGACCCAGGAAAACCACCGUGGGGACACCUCGUACGCGCCGUCGAGAUGGAGGUAAUUUCUGAGCCUGGAGAAAGUGGCUUUGGUCAGUGAGCAGCAAGACUGUCCACAGCUUUCUGAUGGCUACUGCUCUCCGAGAGGAGAUUCUCAAACUUGGUUUUAGAGCUAAAUGGUAUUUCAUCAAAAUCUUGAUGAAAUAAAGGUGUCGACUUCUUCCCUAUCAGAAAAAAAGGUCACAAGACAAUGAAUUUAGCUCUUUCAAAAGGGGAAAUGGUGUAACUACCAUGGCCUCUGUAAGUCAGGUGGGUGGCAGAACAAAACUGAAGGUCUGUAGCUGGAAGUGUUUGGUGGAAUUCAGUUUCCAUUUUGAACACGGGGAUGAGGUACCGGCACCCUGAUCUUUGGCGGUUUGAAAUGAUGUGCUGCGGCAAGUCAGCAACUCCUCGGCGUUGCACCACACUCAGAAACUUCUCUGUUAAUAGCGGGCUUUUUUUAACAUCCUCUUUUAGAUCUGCUGUCACUUUGUAUUCAAAACCCACACACUUUUCCAGUGGAAUCACUUCCGUUUUAAAAAGAAAGAACAAGGAACUAAAUCACGCGUGUGUUAGGUUGUUUUUCCACACAGACAGCGGUGAAGAAAUAGCCUGUAAGAAUCCGUUCUCUCAGAGCAGCUGUAGUAAGAGCAUCCUGGGCUAUGUGAUUAUCUGCCUCUCCCCUGCUGGGAUUGGACUACAUGGAACUCUGGUGAUUAGAUUCCUACUCAGGCUUGUCGUCAUGUUGGCAGAAGGCAUCUUAACUAGUCUCAUAUAUAAAGCAAGCUGUCAUCAAGAUAAGCCUCACAAAUCUCAUGCAUCCAAAAAGGAUAAAGAGGGAAUCUGGAGACAGAAACUUGUAGACAACCCCGAAAUUCGAGGCUUUGCUGAUGGACACGUGAAGCAGGAUGAGAUCUUUGCUAAAAGUAGCAAAAAGGAACACAGGAGCGGUCCUCGAUGGAGAACUGUAGAAGAGGUACCUGCAAAAGAUCAGAAAACAUGUGUUAAAGGAACUGUAUCAGCGGCUUUACAUAUCCCCAGGAGACAACAAAAUACUGAGCAGCUGGAUUUAUAUAGAUCCUGGUCAUGCAACAGCAUUUAUCAAAACUAUCCUGACUUACAUAUUGGGGGAGACCACGUGGUGGACCACCUGUGUGAUUCGGGUUGUGUUUUGGACCACGUGUGCGAUGAACUUCCUGAUGGCCCUGUUUUACUGUCCGUAGACAUUCCUCUGGGUCACUCCCCUCUAUGUGAGCACCCCAAAAACUCAAGUAUAAAGUCCCCGUCUGGAGAUGAAGCUGGAGAAAGGAGUAUCAUGCUCUGCGAGGAGCCUCUUUCAAAUUCCACGCUCAACAAGUACAUGGAAACAAAAGUGACAGAGCUCUAUAAACAGUUUUUGGAAGAAAACCUGACCAGAUGUGGUUCUGUAACAAACCUCCUCACUUGCAGUUUGAUAAGGAGUAACCUCAAUCAUGUAAGCUUUCAGAUAUCCCAGGAGCAGAACAUAGAAACGUCGAAAGCCAGAGAAGCUCUCUUGCACUCUUUGGCUUUGUUUAGUUUGCACAACCCUGUCACUAGGAACAGCUCGGAAUUUAGUACUCCCGACUUACAGAUCUCAAACCCAGCCUGCGUCAAAAAGAGCUGCAGGAUGCAGUUUACAUCAUGACUGAUCUACUUUGCUGAAGAGAUGAAUACAAUUCAGAUAGAUAGGAAUAUUUCACUCUGAGGAUUAGACUGGGAAAUGGAAACAUUUACACACUACAGACUUGUACAAAUAAAUAUCUGAAGGCUUAAA